AUGAUUUCCUCUAAUGGUUUAAUUCCCCCUGGAAUAUUUCCAAACCAGUCUUCCAUUCCAAAUGGUCUGAAUCCUGACUCAAAUCAAGUGGAUAAGAAGGAAUUAUAUACCAUGGUAAUCGAAGCUGAUCCUUCUAUUCCCCCAAAUCAAACGUUGUAUAUUAAGAACAUUAACGACAGGAUAAAAAUAGACGUCUUGAAGCGUGAUUUGAUGGAAUUGUUUGGAAAGUAUGGGAAGAUUUUGCAAAUCGUGGCCAUGAAAUCCUUUUGGAGGCGUGGUCAGGCAUGGAUUGUAUUUGAUAACGUUGAAUCUUCAACACAAGCCAUGAAUGAACUACAAGGAUUUAAGAUAUAUGGACAUACACUUCAAAUAAAUUAUGCUUUGGAAAAGAGUGAUAUCGUAUCAAUUCCUGAGGGCACUUUUGUUCAGCGUCCCAAGGGUCCUAAGAAGCCUAAAAAGAUAUUACAGCGUGAAAUGAUGUUAAAGCAAUUAUACAAUUCAAACCCCUCGAACCCUCUUUUGACUCAAAAUCCCGUCAAUCCCGCUCAUAAUUUGAUGGGUAAUCCCGAAUCAUUUGGUUUUAGUGACGCACCUGUGAAUAACUUAAAUAUGGGAACCAUGGAACUUCAAGGACAAGUUGUCAAUAAUCUUAACCUUCCUUAUCAACCUCAUAAUCUUACUCAUCCUUUCCCUACUCACCACAGUCCUGGUUUCUCUGAUGAUCCUUCACUCAUGAAGCGAAACCGCACUUUAUUUGUGGAGAAUUUACCUGAUAAUAUAAGUCACAAUGACGUCAAUAAUCUGUUUCACAACAUGCCUGGCUUUGUUGAGACUAAGCUCAUUGCUUCGAAGCACGUUGCCUUUAUUGAUUUCGACAACGAGUUUAACUCAAACUACUCUCUUCAAGGUAAUUUUAACAUAAUACUGACACUCUUCAGUACUUCAAGGCAAAUUACUCAACGGGCAGCCGAUCAAGAUAACAUUCGCAAAGUGAUUCAACCACUUGAAUAUAACAAUUUAUUAACGUGUAAAUUUUAUUAG
Molecule: messenger RNA, 1041 nt
Organism: Theileria annulata
Lineage: Eukaryota; Apicomplexa; Aconoidasida; Piroplasmida; Theileriidae
Product: U1 snRNP protein, putative
Exons: 4
Coding region: 1-1041 (346 amino acids)
Molecular function (GO): RNA binding
Source: RefSeq, a predicted model, not a curated record